AUGACAGGCGACGCCGGUGUCAUGGUGGUGCGUGUGUGGGUCGCGUGCUCGACGCUGAUGAUGGCCUACCUGCCGUCUCUCUUCGUGCGUCGGAUCUACAGCGCGAAAGACACUGGCGCCGCCUCUAUCAUCCCCCUGCUCUCGCUCCUGGUCAACUCACACGUGUGGCUAAUGUAUAGCUACAUGUACAAGACGUGGUUCCCCAGCUUCCCGGUCUUCCUCACGGGCGACAUCGCCGCCCUCUGCUACCUCUCCAUCUACUGGCGGUUCUCCUCCGAGAGACGGCGAGUCGGUCGAACCAUCGGCGCAGUGUUUGCUGUAUUGGCGAUACCUUCCAUCUACGUGAUCGUCGGCGGCUUGGGCUAUACGGGCCAGACACGAACAGAGGUGGGCAAGACCGAGGGAUACAUUUGCGACGCUGCUGUGGUAACCCUGCACUUGGUCAUGCUCAAGAAUCUCGUCAACGUUGUCAAGACAAGAUCGGCAGCAUCGCUUAACCUGCGAACUUUGAUAGUGGGCACGGUGAACACGUACGGCUGGUUCACGUAUGGCAAAGUGACUUCAAACUGGAUCAUCAGCGGGCCGCACGUCCUCGUCAUGAUCCUUCACACGGCCGCGCUGAUUCUGUAUGCUGCAUUGAAGCCUAGCUCCCACUUGGUAGCCACCAGCGGCGGUGCAUCAAUCGGACCGGGCGAGGCUCCAGUCGUCGUCUCGAUCGAGCUGUCGCCGAAGGUUGCUGUUGACGUGCGUACAAAAGCAGCAGCCAGUAGUCCUGAGUAUCAUAGCCUGCCAUCACCGAUCGCAUCGUUGCAGCGAUAG
Phytophthora sojae is the source of this 819-nucleotide messenger RNA. RefSeq lists its product as hypothetical. Lineage: Eukaryota; Oomycota; Peronosporomycetes; Peronosporales; Peronosporaceae. Gene Ontology annotation, molecular function: sugar transmembrane transporter activity. Bases 1 to 819 code for a protein of 272 amino acids. The record is from RefSeq and is a predicted model, not a curated record. The transcript has a single exon. Gene Ontology annotation, biological process: carbohydrate transport. Gene Ontology annotation, cellular component: membrane.